Molecule: messenger RNA, 1197 nt
Organism: Perca flavescens (yellow perch)
Lineage: Eukaryota; Metazoa; Chordata; Actinopteri; Perciformes; Percidae
Product: natterin-3
Exons: 3
Coding region: 1-1197 (398 amino acids)
Source: RefSeq, a predicted model, not a curated record
AUGUCGCGACCACCAGCGCAGAUGAAGCUGUCAGUGUUGUUGCUGCCGGCCCUGCUGGCUAUGUCCUCUAGUGCUAGUCUGCAAGACAUCGUGAAGAAGAGCUCACAGAUCGGAAAAGUUCCAAUUCUGAACCCAGAUCUAGGGAACAGGAUUCCUCAAAUCACAACCAACGGAUCUUUGUUGGCUCUUCCGCCCCCUGCUGAAUUUGAAAACAGGCUGGGUCAAUCUUCCUCCUUCGUGUUUGGUGACUCCAACCUGAAAUGGCAGACCUCGUCUGGCUCUCUCCCAUCUGGUGCCGUAUCAAUUUACAAUGGAUAUGCCAGUCGCACCGACUAUGUCUGCAAAUACGGGUGCUCAUCUGGCUUCUACAACCCCAACUGGAGUGGUCAUUACUGCUACUACCCCUUGUCAGGGAAAGAGUACCGUGCCAGCUCAUUUGAGUUCCUGGUAAACAAAGACAACUUUGAAUUUUUAGAAUGGAAGGAUGGCUCCUGGGGUUCAGUGCCUCGCAAUGCAGUCUCCACAUGCGGAGACACAUAUGUUGGGAGGAACAAAUAUGGCCUUGGGAAGGUGAGUGUUAAACACGAGGCCUUCUUCCUUCCCUGGAACGGUAAGGAGCAUUGGUACAAGAGCUACCAGGUCCUGACCAUCAAUAAAGAAAUAAACAGCGAGCGCAUUUCCAAUGUCAAAUACAACACUAAUGUUAAAGUCUUCCAGCAUCCUCCAGAGACCAUGACCAACUCCUUCAUAUCCAACAAUGAGUGCAGCCCAGUUGUGAAAAGACUUGAGCUCUCAAAAACCUACACAGAGGAGAAAAGGUGGGACACCAGCACUGCUAUCACGACUGGGGUCAGUAAUAGCAUCACCGCCCAAAUCCCAUUCAUCGGCUCUGCAGGUAUUACGCUCAGUGUUGAAACAACAAAGCAAUUCUCAAGAGGAACCACUGUGGUGGAGUCAAAAACCUACUCGGUCUCUGUGGAGCAAACUGUCCCACCAAACCACUCCUGCAGUGUCAGUAUGGUGGGAUAUAAGUAUGAGGCAGACAUCCCCUACACAGCUCGCCUCAGCCGCACCUACAGAAAUGGGCAGACGACAUGGUCGUACAUCACUGGGACCUACAAGGGUGUCAACGUUGGAGAAAUCCACUCUGUUGUGGAUCGCUGUGAAGCUCUACCCAAUUCCAAACCUUGUCCCUGA